ACAAGAUUCCUAUGAGUUCAUAAAAGUAUUUUAUCCUCCGGGCAGUUCUUAGAGCACAUGACGACAGUUUGGCAGUUUAAUUGAAUCGGUCUGGGUUGCUAAGCUAACGCGAAGUGAACAUUGUAGCGGUAAACUGAAGUAUUAGGGCUGAGAGUGGACAGUUUCAUUUCCUGUAAAGUGACUGAGGAUGAUAUGAUGGCUGUAGGGCAUCCCAUUCUCCUGUCAAGUCCUGAUACCUUAGUGUGAACAAUCUGGUGCAGCCACAUUUCUUCCCCCAGCAGUAUAUGAGAAAAUGACGGAAAAACACCUUCCUCCUAAUGAACCAGAGACUUAAGAUUCAGCUUGAAUUAGCCACGUAUACUUCACACCUGAAAAUAUCUAAACCUGCCACAAAACCACAAGUCAAUGUUUUCCUGCUUACCACCAUCCCAGAUGAGAGGCCCAGACAUUUGCCAUGGCAGUAGUGGUUACUGUUGGUCUGGCUUUAUCAAGAACUGGUUAUCUGUUUAGUUGGAGUUGACCUUGAAAAUCAUCAACUUUGGGUCAGCAAGAGGAGGAGGAGCUUUCAGCCAUUCAUUUAUUAGGGUUUCUCAACUGUUAAAUUGUUUACUGUGAUCAUUCAAAACUCUGCCACAAAACCAGCCUUUAGAAAUAAGGACGACGUCGCUGGAUUUUACCAUGCCAACCAACCAGUCCUCCCCGUGGGGUGGAGGGAAGCUUGUGGCUUGUUCUAGUGUAGAUCAUCCCAACACCACAACCUCUGUAAGUGCACAAGCCAAGACAGUUAGAGCCACAAAAGUGCCUUAUAGUUAUGUCUCCUUUGAGCUAUCCAGGAAAAAUGACCAAGCCAAGUCACCAGUGGUUGCUGUUUGUGAAAAAGGCGAUGGCACCUUCACUGCUGUAUCAGAUGGAAUUCUAACCCCAAACAAACUGCUGGUACCAGGGCUGAAGCAGACUGGCUGCAGCCUUACAGAGGCCAGUAACUCGUCCUCUGUGCCCAAGAUGGAAAACCAGGUUGGCCUUAAUGUCCAGCUGCCAGAUACCAUGCCAAAAUCUACAUCGCUUGAGAGCUCUCAGUCUGCAAACAUUUCAGCAGUGGAGAGUCAUCAGGCCGCCACAGGUGAUGCACUUAUGGGACUGGGGACAGUGUCUCAUCAAGAUCUGUUGAUUAUAGGGAAGCAGGCUUCCCAGCACACCAAGAAGCUGACGUGUGAGGCUGCAGACUGUUUCUCUUUGCCACCAGUGCCUGAUAUGUGCCUUAGUCUUUGUCAGCAUCAGGGGCCAGCUGUGGAGAAGGAUGCUUCCAGCCUCGACAGCACAAAAGCAGAGAUGAGAAGCACAAGAGGAGAAGCAAAACCUACACAGAGGAGUUAUUCAAUCCCACCAGCAGCAAAAUACGGUCAGACACACAACAGCAGCACAACUUUGUUUGACAUUUCUUUUGACUGUCAGCUCCUUGUGAAAGGUGUUCCUCUCACAGUUUUGGGAGCAACUACAAUCACCAAGUCCCAAAAAAGAGCAUCACUAGAUCUAACCAAGCAGAUCCCGUGUAGUCUGCUGGGAAGAACCCAGCCCACAUGCAAAAGUAUCAGUUCCUUUCCAAACAGUCCCACGCCACCUUUGAAAUGUGCCAGUGACUCAGAAAAGCCACCUCCACCAGACGCUGCUGCAGGAGCCUUGGUGGGCUCAAUGACCAAUCAGAUUUCAGCCAUUCACCUCACAAGACAGGGACAGCCAGCCUCCACAUCAGAUUUCUUUCCAUCCCCUUCCUCUCCUUCACCGACACAGGAAUCCCUGCUUGAAGAGACUCCCCCUCCCCCUGGCCCAGAGCAUGCUGCACAGGUGGGUGUAGAAGAAGAGGAGCUGGCUGAUGAGCUCGCCUGCAGUGAUGACGACAGCUCAUCCAUCACUGGCACUUCAUCCGGAGGGUGCAUCACUUUCCCCGCCAGCGUCGAGGAGCCAAUGUCGUUGGGACCAGGAGACAGUCCAGAAGAGCAACCAGCACUAGUUCCCAGUUUGUUUCCCCGUAUCCCUCCGACCCUCUAUUUCAGCACCGCCAAUGAGAAAGUGGAGCUGCUUCCUGCAGAGCAAAGGCGACUGUUAAAAUGGAAGAUGAGCACUGUAACUCCUAAUAUUGUCAAGCAAACCAUCGCCAGAUCACACUUCAGAGUCACAAAGAAAAGCCAUGACUGGCUGGGCUGCUGGGGACACCACAUGAAGUCUCCUGGCUUCAAAGCUCUUGGAGAACACCAGAAGCUGAACCAUUUUCCAGGAACAUUCCAAAUUGGGAGAAAGGACCGGCUGUGGAGGAACCUAUCCAAGAUGCAAGUCCGCUUCGGCAAACAAGAGUUCAAUUUUUUCCCCCAGACCUUUGUUCUUCCUCAAGACAUCAAGCUGCUCCGCAAAGCCUGGGAGGAAGGGGGCGCCAAACAAAAAUGGAUCAUCAAACCUCCCGCAUCAGCCAGAGGAAUAGGCAUUCAGGUUAUCCACAAAUGGAGUCAGAUGCCUCGUAAAAGACCUCUACUUGUUCAGAAGUAUCUAGAUAAGCCCUACCUCAUCAGUGGGAACAAGUUUGACUUGCGGCUCUACGUCUAUGUGACAUCUUACAACCCACUCAGAGUCUAUAUGUUCUCAGAUGGACUGGUUCGAUUUGCUAGCUGCAAGUAUUCGUCUUCCAUGAAGACUCUGGGUAAUAAGUUCAUGCAUCUGACCAACUACAGUGUCAACAAGAAGAACUCUGAGUACCAGACCAACAGUGAUUACAAGGCCUGCCAGGGGCACAAAUGGGCUUUGAAGGCCUUGUGGCAGUACCUUGGGUCAAAGGGAGUCAAUACCACCCUGAUAUGGGAGAAGAUUAAAGACAUCGUGAUCAAAACUAUCAUAGCGUCAGAGCCGUAUGUUAACAGCCUGAUGAAGUUGCACGUUCGGACACCUUACAGCUGCCACGAGCUGUUUGGCUUCGACAUCCUGCUGGACGAGAAUCUCAAACCCUGGAUUCUGGAAGUGAACAUAUCGCCUAGCCUUCACUCCAACACGGGGCUAGAUGUUUCCAUAAAGGGUCAGAUGAUCAAAGAUCUCCUGAACUUGGCUGGCUUUCGUAUUCCGUCAAGAGAAGAUGUGGUUACCCCCUGCAGCAGUGCAUCCAGCUCCACCAGCAGUUUGUGUGCAGGGAAUGGAGAGAGGACCAAAGUGGAUCUGUCUGCUGAUGAGAAGGUCAAAAGAGCCUUUUAUCUGAAACAGGGUGAAGCUAACCGGGACUUAAUGCCAACAGUGUUGGAUGUUUUGACUCCAGAGGAAAUCCGAGUUCUGGCAGAGAGUGAAGAUGAGCUGAACCGUCGAGGAGAGUUUGAGCGCGUUUUCCCAUCACCAUCAUCAUCUCGCUACCUUCACUUCUUUGAGUGUCCAAGAUACCUCAACAUCUUACUGGAUGAGUGGGAGCAGAAGUACUGGAACAACAGGGCGAAAUGUAUCAGCCUACUGAGACCACUCUGCCAGCAAGGAGUCCAUCUGGGAACCAGUGACCCUGCUCACAUGUGGUGUAAGUACAGCUCCAGCUCCAGGUUUGAACACAACAGACAGGACGUGGUUAGCCCUUCCAGAGCCAGGGUGGUGGUCAGCCAUCAGCUCUGGUCUCAACGUAACGGCAGUACCGACGAGGAUCACCAGCAGUGCCUGGAUCACCAGCAGUGCCUCAGCCCGGCCUCACCCACAGCCUGCUGUCCCAGCAGUUGGCCUAACUCUGAUGAUCUGAUUUCCUAACCCAGAAUACACUGAAAGCUCAGGGUCUGUUUCUUCCCAUCCUCUGACCAGUGCUGUCAUUUAGCCCUCACCAAUCACAAGAAACAGCAAACAAACUCUGUUGGAGGGAGUGGAUUUUUAGGGUUUAACCCCCUAUUUUGUCUCGUUUUAAACUAAAAAUUAGUAAUAUAUCAUUUGUUAAGCGUCUCGAAGGUGAGGUGAUGAGUAAUGGCACAGCACUGUAAUUCUUGUGUCUUUAAAUCUGACUGUUGGUUUUUAAAAAGACAUUGUGAGCCUUGAACAUCUGUGUGGGACUGGGAGCUGUUUGUGUCACUGCUAACUUUGGGGGUUUCUCUGGGUGAAGGUGUUACUGGGUGUUUGACAGAAUCUUGUUCUGAUGAUAGUGACUUACAGGGUCUUGCUUGAUGAUCAAAUAUUUACUAAAUGGCCUAUGAUGUGCAAAUUGGUGGUAUUAAAAUUUGAGCAGUUUGACUUGAACUUGUAAAACGGACUGUCCUUUACACAUAGUAUUUCAUGGAGGCUGCCAAGUGCAAGUAAAGCACCAGAAUUUAGGUAAUAGGUAGGGAUGGGUAUCGUUUAGGUUUUAUCCGAUACCGGUGCCAAAUCGGUACUUUUGAAACGGUGCCGGUGCUUAAACGGUGCUCGAACCGGUGCUUAAAGAAUGGAGAACACAAACUUAUGUUUUUAUUUUUAGCAGUCUCUUUUUUUCUGCAAAAUGAUAAGCACCGUCCAGCCCCACGCAUGGGGCGAUCCGUGCUAACUCGCUAAUGGAGAUUUACCACACCCGCAGUAGAUGUGUGAGGUGUGAGGUCUUGCAUUUCUCGGCUUUUAAGAAAUGCUAUGCGUCGCCAGGUGUUUCAUCAGAUUCGAGGUGUUACCUCCUUUGCACAGUAUCACCUUAAAGCACUUGUUGCAGGCUGCUGAGUUUGCAUCUUUUGCUGUGAAGUACAGCCAGACUUUUGACCGCUUCGCUGCUGAUGUUGUUUUAAGGUGAUUUUGAUUCAAGAAUAAACUGCUAAAAAUGUUUUGGUACAUCUUCUGUUAAAACUGAAAAAUAUCACAAGCAACGCUAUUGUAACAGUGUUGUUGCUGCCAGAUGUUUGUCACUACUGCAUAAUUAUUUUCAGUUCUCUUAGUCAUAGCAGGAACUUUAAAGGAGACGUGUUUGAUUCUUGAACUGUACUUGGGAGACAUCCUCCGCUGGUUGGCAGAUGAACAAAUUGAUGUUGGCAGGAGAGAGAAGACAAAUAUGCCCAAAGUGCAUUUUCUUACAUUUAAGAAGCAGGUGAAAGUUCAAGUCAAAAAACGGCUGCCGUGUCUCUUUGCUGCCUCGGGAGAUCCAAACGAACAAAGAGCCCCACAGCCAGACGGUUAAUGCUUUUUAUUAUGUGUGAUCAAGCAGCUUAAAGAGUUUUGGCUCAAAGGGAGCACUUUACUGCAUUAUUUGAAACCACAAUAUGAAUUUCUGACAGACACAGAAUGAACUGACUGGUUCUUAUAUAGUGCUUUUCUACUCUGCUUGAACACUCAAAGCACUGUUACACCUACAUUCAUGCAAAUACUUGUUUCUAUUCCUAAGGGCUUUGUAUCUAAGACUGACACUCUGGACACAUCAGGAGCAACUUGUGGUUCGGUAUCUUGUCCAAGGAUACUUUGGCGUGCAGACUGGAAGGAUCGACCUUCCAGAUUAGUAUAUGACGUGCUCUAAGUCCUGAGCACAGCGUGACAAUGACAAUAACAACAAAUCUGAAAGAAAAGUCAUAAAGUUUGGGGUAUUUCUUUGCCCCAACCAGGCAUUGUGUAAAAUCGGUCAGUACAGGUAAGAGGUGUUGGUUUGGGUUUUUCCCUUUUUUUUGUCACUUACUCUGAUGAAUAUUAAAUUAAAGAGAGUUG
Molecule: messenger RNA, 5652 nt
Organism: Pelmatolapia mariae (spotted tilapia)
Lineage: Eukaryota; Metazoa; Chordata; Actinopteri; Cichliformes; Cichlidae
Gene: ttll4
Product: tubulin tyrosine ligase-like family, member 4
Exons: 21
Coding region: 679-3759 (1026 amino acids)
Biological process (GO): microtubule cytoskeleton organization; protein polyglutamylation
Cellular component (GO): cilium
Molecular function (GO): tubulin-glutamic acid ligase activity; tubulin binding
Source: RefSeq, a predicted model, not a curated record